Molecule: messenger RNA, 1190 nt
Organism: Candoia aspera
Lineage: Eukaryota; Metazoa; Chordata; Lepidosauria; Squamata; Candoiidae
Product: cellular tumor antigen p53-like
Exons: 6
Coding region: 498-1190 (230 amino acids)
Biological process (GO): regulation of transcription by RNA polymerase II; apoptotic process
Cellular component (GO): nucleus
Molecular function (GO): DNA-binding transcription factor activity, RNA polymerase II-specific; RNA polymerase II cis-regulatory region sequence-specific DNA binding
Source: RefSeq, a predicted model, not a curated record
CUCUCCCUUCCCACUUUUAAAAAUUAGAGAGGACCCCAAAAGAGCUUUUGUUGGUAGGGAUUGUAUGUUCAAUAUUUACUGUAUUAAAACUUAAAACUGAGGCAUUCGCUACCACUACUGCUUCUCAUGAUUGUUUGAUGGGAUUUUAAUACUGUAUUACUUUUUGACAUAGGCUGGCAAAUAGUUUUGAUUUUCCAGACUGCUGAGGGGGACUUGGGAGACCCCCAGGGGUCCUUGGACCACCCUUUGAGAAACACUGCGCUAUGCCAAGGUGCAGAACUACUUCACUCAGUCAAGUGGGCUGUUUUUCUAUGAAGUCAAGUCUCAGUUCCUGGUGCCUCCAUGAGCCCCUUAAAGCGGAUGACCUCAAGCUGGCUCAGAAGUAAAGUUCGAGGGACCUGCUGAACCAAAAUAAACUUGGGUUACUCCCAAGCCUUUACCACUUCCCCUAGGUUUUGCGGCAAAUAUCAGAUUCAUAUUCAGAUCUUCAAGUUUCCAUGGGGGAAGCGUCAGUCCGUAUUCCAGAUCCCAGCACCACUUCCAUUUCCCCUUCCACAGAAGAAUAUGCAGGCAUGUUUGGCUUUGAGCUGGGUUUUGAUGGACUAUCAAGAGCUUCUGGUGCUUGGUUCUCAGAAAAACUCAACACAGUGUACUGUCGCCGAUGCAUCGCCUUCCCAGUCCUCAUGCAUGUGUCCCAUCCACUGCCUUCUGGCUCCAUCAUCCGUGCCAUGGCUGUGUUCAGGCACCCCAAGGAUGCAGCAGAGGUAGUGAGAUGCUGCCCACUUCAUGAGCAACUGCUAAGAGACAGAGGUGAUGUGGCCCAUCCGGAGCACCUAAUCCAGGUGGAAUGGAAUAACCGAGCCCAGUAUUUUUCUGACUCAGAGACCAAGCGAUGCAGUGUUACUGUUCCUUUUCAGGAGUCCCGUAAAAGCAGCGUUGUUUGGUACAAGUACAUGUGUUCUACAAGCUGUUUUGUUGGCGUGAACCGGCGUCCCAUUUCAACCACCAUCACCCUGGAGUCUCCACAAGGAUUGAUUUUUGGACGACGGUGCUUUGAAGUUGAAAUAUAUCGGAGAGGUGAGUCGCCUAGCCCAAGAAUCUGGAGACCUAGUAUUCCUAGACUGGAAGAAAAGAUACAUCACUUGGACCUGGAAGGGUUGCUAGAAGAUUUGGAAAAGCAGGGUAGGUAA